AUGGCUACCCCUAGUGUCCUAGCUUUUGACGCUGAGGGUCGCGCCAUUGAUUUUGAGGUCUGGUUGGACGACCUGCAGCUGUUCUUACAGUGCGACAGGGCUGACGACCUUUCUCUCUUUGACCUCACCUCUGGCGCCUCUCCUGCUCCUGCUGCUGAUGCUGAUCCCGCUGUCCGCUCUAAGUGGGCCACCCGCGAUGCUGCUGCACGUCUUGCUGUGCGUCGCCACCUCCCUACCUCUGAGCGUGCGCACUUUAGUCAGUACAAGAGUGCUCAGACCUUGUACGACGCUGUAGUUGCGCGCUACUCCUCCCCUGCCACUGCUGCACUGAGCCGUCUCAUGCUUCCCUACCUCUUUCCUGACCUCUCUGCCUUUCCCACUGUCGCUGACCUCAUUACGCACCUCCGCACUAGUGACACUCGCUACCGCGCCGCCCUUCCUGCUGAGUUCUGCGCUAAGAACCCCCCCCCCAUGUACAUCGCUCUCUACUACGUAGUCGCACGCCUCCCUGACUCCCUUCGCGUCGUCAGGGACCACUUUCUCGCAGUCUGUCCCACCACUCUCACCGUCGACCUCCUCGAGAAGGCCCUCCUUGCAGCGGAGAAGAGCAUAGUCGCUGUAGGUGCUUCUCGUGGUGACCCUCGCACCCCCAUCUUUGAGGGGUGCUCUCCUUCCCCCUUGCUGCCCUCUGUUGCCUCUGCUGCUGCUGCCGACCUGCUUGGUCUUGAGUCGGUCGGCGCGGCGUCUGCCCCUAGUGGGAGACGUCGCUCCAGCAAGGGCAAGGGGGGCAAGGGCGCGGGUGGAGCUAGAGGGGGCGGUGGCGGUGGCGGCGGUGGCGGCGGAGGGAGUGGGGGUGGCGGCGGGGCUAGUGGCGGGGGUGGUGGUGGUGGUGGCGGCAGCAGCGGCGGAGACGGUGGUGGUGGUGCCAGCGGUGGUGGUGGAGGCAGUGGCGGAGGUGGAGGCGGCGGAGGUGGAGGCAGUGGAGGCGGCAGCGGAGGAGGCAGUAGUGGUGGAGGAGGUGGAGCUGGUCGGGGUGGUACCCAGCAGCGUAGCGGCGGUGGUGGUGGCCAGCGCUCGCACCGGCAGCAGCAGCAGCGCUCGCGGGACAUCCCUUCGCCUCAGCAGCUUCGUGAGUGGUACGCUGGGCGUCAGAGGGGUGGGGGUACUGGUCCCUGCACCUACGUUCUUCGUUCCGGCGACCGCGCGGGUGAGCAGUGUGGGGGUGCCCACGCCACCCAGCGCUGCUUUGGCCGCCUGACGGACGCUUGGCGUCAGCAGUUCCCUGGGGCUAGUGAGAUCCCUCGCUGGGAUGAGCUUCUCAGGGCUGGUGUAGCGAUCUUUGAUCUUGAUUUUGAUGCUAUCCUUACUGCUAUGUAUGUUGUGGAUUAUAGUGAGGAGAAUGAGGGUUACCGGUGUUUUCAGCCCGACCCGGGCAUUGGUACUGCUGCGCUAGGUGCUUGUGAGGCUGCUGCUCUAGGUGCCAGUGCGUCUGCGCUCUCAGGUACUGGUGAGACUGCGCUCUCAGGUACUGAGUCGUCCUCGUCCUCCCUCACUUUCACACUUGACUCCGGAGCUUCUCGCUCCUUCUUUCGAGACCGCACUACCCUUUCGCCGCUCGCCAGGCCGGUUGCGGUCUCCCUUGCUGACCCCUCUGGGGGUCCUGUCCUGUCUCACUUCUCCACUGUCCUCCCGUGUCCGGCUGCCCCUUCGGGCACCCUGUCGGGUCUGUACCUUCCCUCGUUCUCUACGAACUUGGUGAGUGGAGCGGACCUGCAGGAUGGGGGUGUUCACCAGUUCACUCCUGCGCGUCAGAGGGUGACCCACUGCACGGAGGCUCGCACAGGCCGACACCUGGCCACGUUCUCACGUCGGCCGGGGUCGAGUCUCUACACCCUGACCGUUGAGUCUCCUCCUGUCCCUGCGUCUGGUCAGGUGGCUGCGUCGGGUCAGGUACUUGCUGCUGCGUCCCGGUCAGGUCCUGAGUCUGCCCCCUGUUCUUGUCGCCUCCUGUCUCACGAGACUCUCCUGUGGCACCACCGUCUUGGCCACCCCUCCUUGCCCCGUCUUCGGAGCAUGGCUUCCCGUGUCCUUGUCUCUGGUCUUCCCCAGUCUCUCCCUCCUCUCCCCUCCGGGCCAGGACCUUCCUGUGUCCCCUGUGUCGAGGGUCGCCUCCGGGCUACUCCUCACUCCUCCCACUUCCCCCCGACAGAGGCUCCCCUGCAGACGCUUCACAUGGAUGUGUGGGGCCCAGCCCCCGUCCGUGGGCAGGGUUACGAGCGCUACUUCCUGUUGGUGGUUGACGACUACUCGCGUUACACCACAGUCCUCCCCUUGCGCAGCAAGGGUGCGGUCACUGAGGUGCUGAUCGAAUGGAUCCGCGAGGCUCGUCUCCAGCUCAGGAAGAGCUUCGGCUCGGACUUUCCUGUUCUGCGUCUGCACUCUGACAGAGGCGGAGAGUUCUCUUCUCGCCUUCUGCGAGACUACUGUCGUGCACGGGGGAUCCACCAGACCUUCACGCUUCCGGACUCACCACAGCAAAAUGGGAUUGCUGAGCGCCGCAUUGGCAUGGUCAUGGAUGUCGCUCGUACGUCCAUGAUGCAUGCAGCUGCCCCCCAUUUUCUGUGGCCGUUUGCGGUGAGGUACGCGGCGCAUCAGCUCAACCUUCACCCCCGGGUCUCUCGGCCAGCGAUGUCCCCAGCCUUGCUGUGGACGGGGAAGGUUGGCGAUGCGUCUGUGUUCCGUGUCUGGGGAUCUCGGGCGUUUGUCCGCGACUUGUCUGCGGACAAGCUGUCCCCUCGUGCUGCUCCCUGUGUCUUCCUUGGCUUCCCCACUGACGCCCCAGGGUGGCAAUUUUACCACCCCUCCUCUCGUCGUGUUCUGUCCUCCCAGGACGUCACGUUCGACGAGUCAGUCCCCUUCUACCGUCUCUUCCCCUACCGCACUCCUUCCCUCCCCCCUCCCCCGGACUUCCUUGUGCCGGUUCCCCCCCCGGUAGACCCCCUCCCCCCUCAGGUUCCUGCCCCCUCAGGUGUGUCCCAGGUAGACGCCGUUGACCCGGUCGAGGUUACUGGUGACUCUGGUGCUGCUGCGGGUGCUGAGCCUGGGGGUGCUGACUCUGGGGGUGCUGUGCGCGGGGGUGCUGAGCCUGGGGGUGCUACUGCUGGGGGUGCUGGGCCUGAGGGUGCUACUGCGGAGGGUGCGGAGCCUGGGGGUGCUGAGCCGGGGGGUGCUGUGCCUGGAGGUGCUGGGUCUGGGGGUGCUGGGUCGAGAGCUGCUGAGCCUGGGGGUGCUGAGCUGGGAGCUGCUGAGCCUGGGGGUGCUGCGUCUGGAGCUACUGAGCCUGGGGUUUCUCCUGCUGCUGCGUCUCGCCGGGAGCCCCUCUCUCCACAGGAGCUGCGCGAGUGGUUCGCUCGCCGCUGGAGGCGUGCUGCUGAGUCUGGAGGUGCUGCUGGAGCUGGAGCUGGAGCUUCUUCGACCGUCGAGGGUGCGGGUGCAGCCGGUCCCGGAGCUGCUGGCCCUGCAGGUCCUCCUGGAGCUGGAGCUGCUGAGGGCGUUCGUGCUGAGCCUGCUGCUGUUGGUCCUGCCGCUGGAGGUGUGGGUGGCGCUGGUGCUGUCGCUGAGGGUGCUGGUGCUGUCCCUGCUGAGUCUGGAGCUGCCGCGCGGCCUCGGCCGUACUUCGUUCCGCUCCUUCAGCAGGUUCUUGGUCUUUCUCCUCCAGUAGAGGGUCCACCGCCUGUCCAGUCGCAGCCCCUACUGGAGCCUUCCUCUCCGCUGCCUGCUCCCUCUCCUUACACUGGUCCUACUGGAGGUCUUGCUGAGCGUCGUGAGCCUGCGUCUCGUCCCGCGUCGCCUGUUCGUGCUGCUCGCGCUAGUGGUCGCAGUUCGCGUCAGCGUCCUCCUCCUGUCCCUGGCACGCACCGGAUGUCUUUGCGUCCGUCCACUGCUCCUCUGCGUGCCCCUUUGCCUUCUCCUCCUGAGUCCUCUCUUCCUGCGCUUGCGGACCCUGAGUCGGACUCUCUUCGUGCUGCCAGUCCCACUGUCACGCGUCUGCUUGCUACUGUCGUCACUGACCCCUCUUUUGAGUCCACUGCUGCGUCUGCUCUAGUCGCUGAGCUCGUCGACUUUGCUGCUCGCUGUCGUCUCGACUACGCUGCUAGUCUUGUUGCUGAGUCUGCGUCUGUCUGUCCUCCGUCCGUCGGGGGUGAGUGUGCUCUUGGCACAGACGUCCUAGAGGACAGGCAGGAGGAGUUACAGUGUCUAGCGGCUGCUUCACCUCAUCUCGCGUCUGUACUGCUUGCCCCUGAGGGAGACCCGGAUGCACUAGACAUCCCGACUCCGCGUUCUUACGCGGAGGCCAAGUCCACAGGCACCUACGUUGACGCGGUUCCCCCUCCUGGGGCGAACAUCGUCAGUGGCAUGUGGAUCUUCAGGGUGAAGCGGCCGCCGGGCUCUCCACCUGUCUUCAAGGCACGGUACGUUGCUCGUGGCUUCAGUCAGCGGCAGGGAGUUGACUACUUUCAGACCUUCUCUCCCACCCCGAAGAUGACUACUCUUCGGGUGCUGCUGCACAUAGCCGCUCAGCGCGACUACGAGCUUCACUCUCUCGACUUCAGCACUGCGUUCUUGCAGGGUAGCCUGCACGAGGAGAUCUGGCUUCGCCGUCCACCUGGCUUCACUGGGACUUUCCCUCCUGGCACCCAGUGGAGCCUCCGACGGCCAGUCUACGGUCUCCGCCAGGCACCGCGUGAGUGGCACGACACACUGAGGACUACGCUUGCGGCUCUUGGGUUUGCUCCUUCUACUGCUGACCCGUCGCUGUUUCUUCGCACCGACACUUCCCUGCCGCCGUUCUACAUCCUCGUGUACGUCGACGACCUGGUCUUUGCCACAGCGGACACUGCUGGACUCGCCUACGUGAAGUCCGAGCUGUUGAAGAGACACACGUGCACAGACCUGGGUGAACUGCGCAGCUACCUUGGCUUGCAGAUCACUCGGGACAGAGCACGCCGCACCAUUACCUUGACUCAGUCACACAUGGUGCAGCAGGUCCUUCAGCGCUUCGGCUUCACGUACUCCUCGCCUCAGGCCACUCCUCUGCCUACUCGCACUCACUCUCAGCUCUGCCUUCGGAUGAGUCCACCGGAGCACAUGGCUGCAGCGAAGAGGGUAUUGCGCUACCUGUGCAGUACGUCAGGCAUGGGGCUAGUGCUUGGAGGGCGGGGUCCAGUGGUCCUUACCGGCCACGCGGACGCGUCUUGGGCUGACGACCAGGCUACGCAGCGGUCGUCACAGGGUUACACCUUCAGCCUUGGUUCCGGCUCUGUCUCGUGGCGGUCUACUCGCUCGUCUUCGGUUCUCGGCUCCAGUUGUGAGGCUGAGAUCUACGCCGGGGCCAUGGCUGCACAGGAGCUUCGCUGGCUCACCUACCUUCUGACUGACCUUGGAGAGCCGCCUCGUUCUCCUCCAGUGCUGUACGUAGACAACAAGGCCAUGCUGGCCUUGUGUCGAGAGCAGCGCUUGGAGCACAGAACGAAGCACAUUGCUCUCCGCUACUUCCUUGCUCGUGAGCUGCAGCAGCGUGGUCAGUUGCGACUUGCGUACGUGGCCUCUGAGGCCAACACUGCUGAUGUGUUCACCAAGGCACUUGCGCCUUGUGACCAUCAGCGCUUCUGCACCCAGCUGGGUCUUGUGCCUGUCUUGCCUCACUUGCUCUCCUCUUGA
This is a messenger RNA of Closterium sp. NIES-65, 5721 nucleotides long. The record is from the annotation of a GenBank genome assembly. Lineage: Eukaryota; Viridiplantae; Streptophyta; Zygnematophyceae; Desmidiales; Closteriaceae.